This is a messenger RNA of Chanos chanos (milkfish), 1362 nucleotides long. It is a transcript of the gene nr6a1a, whose product is annotated as nuclear receptor subfamily 6, group A, member 1a. The transcript is spliced from 9 exons. The coding region runs from base 1 to 1362 and encodes 453 amino acids. Lineage: Eukaryota; Metazoa; Chordata; Actinopteri; Gonorynchiformes; Chanidae. Gene Ontology annotation, molecular function: zinc ion binding; sequence-specific DNA binding; DNA-binding transcription factor activity. The record is from RefSeq and is a predicted model, not a curated record. Gene Ontology annotation, biological process: regulation of DNA-templated transcription.
AUGCCGCCAGAGUUUCAGAGUGACGUCUCAGAUGAUCAGGCUGACCAGCGUUCCUGCCUUAUCUGUGGAGAUCGUGCCACAGGGCUGCACUAUGGCAUCAUCUCGUGUGAGGGCUGUAAAGGUUUCUUCAAACGCAGCAUCUGUAACAAGCGUGUGUACCGCUGCAGCCGGGACAAGAACUGCGAGAUGUCGCGCAAACAGCGCAACCGGUGCCAGUACUGCCGUCUGCUCAAGUGUUUACAGAUGGGCAUGAACAGAAAAGCGAUCCGCGAGGAUGGCAUGCCGGGAGGGAGAAACAAAAGCAUUGGCCCCGUUCAGAUCUCUGAUGAAGAGAUAGAGAGGAUUAUGUCAGGGCAGGAGUUCAAGGAUGAGGCCAACAUGCCUGAACACACCUGGAGCAACAACGGUGACAGUGACCACAGUUCCCCCGGCAACGGCGUCUCCGAGGGCAACCAGCCAUCGCCCGCCUCCACCCUGUCAUCCAGUCGUUCGGUGGAACUGAACGGAUACACGGCCACUCUCAGGGAGCAGUACAUCGGCAACGCCAUGGCGACGCACUACCAGUUCCUGCCCCACCUCUUCGGAUACGCCACGCAGCCGCGGAGCCUCUACCCACAAUCCCACGCUCUGAUCACCCAGCUGGUGGCGGCUGAGGAGUUGGCGCCUUUGGGCACACCCAUGCUGAUUGAGGACGGGUACCGUGUGACACAGGUUGAGUUGUUUGCCUUGCUGUGCAGGCUGGCUGACGAACUCUUGUUCAGGCAGAUCUCCUGGAUCAAGAGGCUGCCGUUUUUCUGUGAGCUCUCCAUAGAGGACUACACCCGCCUGCUCAGUGCCACCUGGCAGGAGUUGAUUCUGCUGGCCUGUCUCACCGUCUACAGCGCCCAGAUCCUGGGAGACCUGGCCAACGUCACCGACAAGUACACGCCCUCGGACGACGAGCUGCAGGGGUUCUCGGAGGAUGGCAUGGAGGUGAUGGAGAAGUUGAUCUAUCUCUUCCGUAAGUUCCACCAGCUGAAGGUCAGCAAUGAAGAGUACGCCUGCAUGAAGGCCAUCAACUUCCUUAACCAAGACAUCCGUGGUUUGACUAACGUUUCUCAGCUGGAGCAGCUCAACAAGCGUUACUGGUACAUCUGUCAGGAUUACACCGAGUACAAGUACCCUCAUCAGCCCAAACGCUUCCCAGAGAUCAUGAUGUGUCUGCCGGAAAUCCGCUGCAUCGCAGGGAAAUUGGUGAACGUCCCUCUGGAACAGCUCCCCCUGCUGUUCAAAGCGGUACUGCACUCCUGUAAGUCCAGUCUAAAUAGCCACAAGACUGGCUCCUCCCUCUGUGUGACGAAGGGUACCACCCCGGCCAACUAG